Pygocentrus nattereri (red-bellied piranha) is the source of this 1839-nucleotide messenger RNA. RefSeq lists its product as uncharacterized. NCBI's taxonomy places the organism in Eukaryota, Metazoa, Chordata, Actinopteri, Characiformes, Serrasalmidae. The coding region runs from base 363 to 1121 and encodes 252 amino acids. The transcript has 5 exons. The record is from RefSeq and is a predicted model, not a curated record.
UAGAGGCUUGAGUUAGCAGGGACUUUCACUUUCAGGCUGAAAGCUGAUCUAGGUGGUUAGCCUAGCUGAGAGGCAGAGGCAGAGAGAGAGAGAGAGAGAGAGAGAGAGAGCACAGGGGGCUAGCUUUGAGUAGGGGGUGAAAAAAGGGGGAGUGAGUGAAAGGAAAGGGAAAACGAAAGAAAGAGGGACGUGGGGACAUCUGAAAGGCGCUUUGGAAAGUACCAGAGGGUCAACAACCUGGGAAUUCCGGAGACAGAGGGGGGCUUUGAGCGUGCUGGUAACCAGCUGUGCCCCGGCACCGUGGAGGCGACAGACAGAGAGGAACAUGGGGCAUAACAUAACCCACAUGGGCCGGUAGAAGCAUGACACCCACAGUAUUACUGCUGCUGUCAAUAUUUACAGUCCGGGGAAGUGGCUGUAAAGAUCUGGACAAAGGGACUGUCCGAAAUUUACAGAACAACAUCAGCAAUGAGAACAACACUGGAUUUCCACAGGUGUUCCCGAAAGAUUACGUCGUGCCUCGCCAUUACAGUCCCAGCACACAGUGUCACGACCAAAGCCCCACGCAGUGCUGUGUGUUCAACGAGGCUGCGCUCCUGUCACAUUCCUGGAUGCAGCUCGUGCAGCAGCUUGAAAGAAUUCACCUCAAGCACCGCUUCAUCACCGAACUGAUACAGCAACUUAAUGACAUUUCAAAAGAUGCAUGGAGUUUCCAGGAAACUCCGGAUCCCUCCGUUUUCCCGUCUGUUAACUCCUCCCCUGGAGCGCUCCUCACCUUAACUUCUUCGCUCCUCUCCAAAUGGCUGGAGCUGAACUGCCCUACGGGGGAAAAUGCCUGCAUCUUUCAUUCUCAUUUUCCUGCAGAGGAAGAGGAGGAGGAGGAGGAGGAGAAGAAGGAGGAAGGGAGCCUGGAAGGAGGAACAGGAAAGGAGGAAGAAUGGAAUGUUCCGGGUGAAAGGACAGUUGAGGACCUGUCAUACAUGAAAGGAGAAAGAGGAAAAAGAUGGAUCACAGUGGUCCCAACUAACGGGUACUAUGGGUUAGCCCCGUCUCCGGGCCUCCUCCUCUGUAUGCUUUCUUUCCUGAGGAUCAUCACGGACGUGGUUGUGAGAGAGCUCUAAUGAGGAAGAAGGAGGUCGCGGAGCUUCGUUAUGAAUGUAAUACCGAGGAAUCCUGGCUAAUUAGCCAAGACGUUCGGUUACUGCAGCAAGCUUGCUACAGCAAACAGUCUGGGAGGAAUUCAUAGGCAAUGAAGGAGCCGUGCGUGGUGCUCGUUGGAUGUUGUGUUAAACCUAUCAUUACUGUUUUUGUGCUUUUUCUAUGUAAAAAAUAAUCACUCUUAAAGCUUUCGGAGGCACUGCAUCGGUGGAAGCACGUUGAUGUUUGUUGGAUGCAAAUUUUGCAAUUAUAAUAGGAAAAAAAACACGGCUUACGAUCUUACAUUUAAGGGCAGUCGGUGAAGUUAAAAACUGAGAAGCGACCAAUGAAACAUGCUGUGUAACUGAAUGUAAGAAUGAUAGGAAGGUGGUUUUAACAUUACUACAUCAUAGAAUUCAAGGCGUCGUAUGACCUGAAACCACACAAAUUGCUGAUUUGACCGGCCGUAAAUGUAAAAAUUGCCCCCGGCAAACAUUUCAGAAGUAUUUCCAAUGAUGUAGUCAGGCAAAUCGAGCUAAAAGCACAAAACACUCCCUCGGCUCUCGUAGCUUUUCGUUAUACACUCACAGACACUUUAUUAGGUAUUAGGUACUGUUCAGUUGCUUGUUAACACAAAUAGCUAAUCAAGCUCAACGCAUUUAGGCAUGUAGAGGUGGUCAAGACGACUUGCUGAAGUGCAGG